GAAGCCCUCUCCUCUUCCCUCCAACCCUUCUUCGUUUCAUCCCCAAAUCUUCUCUAAGUUCACUCUAACAACGGCAGCAACAAACGCUAGCCGAGCAACGUCCUCCCCUCCAACCUUUCACUAGCGACGAAGUGGCUCUAGCUUCUAGCGUUGUAGAAAUCUCUGAUAUAAACUAUCCGUGGUUCUCAGAAACAGUGUAAUAUGGCGUCUGUGUCCAUGGUAGCCUCCGAAAACAAACUGAGCUUGAAGCUUCUAGUAGAUACGAAAGGCCACAGAGUACUCUUUGCUGAAGCUGACAAAGAGUUUGUUGAUUUUCUGUUCAACUUACUGUCUCUGCCUAUUGGGUGGGUGAUAACAGUUCUGUCUAAACAAGGGAUGGAUGGUUCCCUUGGAAAGCUUUAUGGGAGCGUUGAGGCUUUAAGUGAUACAUACAAGCAGGCAUCUCAGGUGGCCUUUGAUGCCCUAUUGAAGCCUACCGUAUACGCCUCAGCAACUGCUCCUCUUCUGUUGCCAAACAUUCAGACAACAAAUUCGGCAAGGUUUUAUAGGUGCAGCAGGAACUAUAAUAGUAACUGUUAUAAUCAGGUGACGAAUGACCCCAGUGCGACAUGUGCCAGUUGUGGAGGCUCGAUGAACAUGGAACUGACAUAUGUUGAUGGAAAAAAUAUGAAGUCUUCCUCUCCUGAGGAAGGUUAUGUGAAAGGUGUGGUGACAUAUAUGAUCAUGGAUGAUCUAGAGGUGAGACCCAUGUCUUCUAUUUCAAGUAUCACAAUGAUCAACAGGUUCAAUGUCAAAGACAUGGGGGUUCUUGAAGAGAAGGUGGUUGAUGUGGGCAUGGAUCAGCGUGUGGAAUUGCUGAAGGCGUCUUUGCAUUCUAAGGCUGUUCUUACUGAAGUAUUCCUCAAGAAAAAACCUUCUCUCGUAUCUAUCGAAGAUGUUGACUAAUUCCAUCAGAAGGAAUCAAUAUUCGGGACAGAGCCGUUUCUUAAGAUACUCUCUGGUGUGUUUUGCUGAUAUUCUGUUAUACUCUUUGGUGUGUUUUGCCGAUAUUCUCUCUCUGUCGUCCUCCAAUCCCUAAAGUACGUUGCAAAAUGUGGUAAAAUCUGGCUUCUUGUUUUAUCUUGCUUCUAUGUGAGCUCUUUAAAGUCUUAAUUGCUAAGGUAAGACCGAAUCAUAGUGGGUUGUGUGUCAUAGUAUUUCUCCUUUCUUCUAAACUAAGUGUUGCUCUCCUUUAUCUUUCACUUGAUAAGGAAUAAAUUAGUGUCGAACCU
This is a messenger RNA of Rubroshorea leprosula, 1271 nucleotides long. The record is from the annotation of a GenBank genome assembly. Lineage: Eukaryota; Viridiplantae; Streptophyta; Magnoliopsida; Malvales; Dipterocarpaceae.